Amaranthus tricolor (Joseph's coat) is the source of this 627-nucleotide messenger RNA. Its product is annotated as solanidine UDP-glucose glucosyltransferase 1-like. NCBI's taxonomy places the organism in Eukaryota, Viridiplantae, Streptophyta, Magnoliopsida, Caryophyllales, Amaranthaceae. The record is from RefSeq and is a predicted model, not a curated record. Bases 1 to 627 code for a protein of 208 amino acids. The transcript has 2 exons.
AUGGAGUCAAAAGCAAUAGAAAAAUGCAAGCUAAAAGGGUAUUUUCUCCCUUACUUAGCACCCAGCCAUUACAUACCACUAUUUCAGUUCGCAAAGCUGUUUGCAUCUCGAGGGGUGCACGUAACAUUUGUUUCCACCCCUCGAAAUUCACUCUCAUUUCGCGAUUCACUCGAAUUGCUCAACAAUUUAGGCCUCCAUAUUGAAAUCGAUUACGUCGAUUUCCCUAGCAAGGAAGUUGGGUUACCCGAAGACAUCGAGAAUUUAAGUGAUGCGACUAGCUUGGAAAUGGCGGGUAAAAUUUAUAAAGCUGCGUUUUUGCUUCAAGCUCCUAUUGAAGCUAAGGUUCGAGCUGCUAAGCCCGACUUUAUUUUUGCUGAUAUGCAUUGUUUUUGGGCUACUGAUCUUGCUGCUGAACUUGGUAUUCCUCGUUUGAUUUACCAUGCUCGUGCUUAUUUUGCUCUCUGUGCUGUUGAAGCUAUUGAUAGCAUCGAGAAAUUUACCGGGGAAAAUAGCUUCGGGCUAUGGCAAAUAAAGAUGAAGGGUCUGUUGAAACAGCAGCAAAUCUGGCGUCCGUUGGCUUCAAAGAUUUUUACUGCGGGGUCGGAAGACGGGUUAACUGACGGGUAA